AUGAAAACAAAAUCAAGAAAAAAAGUAAAAUAUACUGAUAAUGUAGAAUUUUCUUCAGAAAUUGUAAAUAAAAAUAAAAAAAUUGAAUCAAAACAAAUGAAAAAAAAUAAAAUUGAAGCAAAUAGUUGUAAUGAGAAUACAAAUGAAAAAAGCACAAUAGUUUUUGAUAAAAAUACAACUAUUAAUGAUAAUUCAGAAGAAAUAAGAAAUAAAAAUAAAAAUAGCAGUAUAAAUUAUUUGGAAAAAGAGAAAAAUCUUAAAAAUAAUACAGAUAAUAUAAAAUUAGAUAUAAAUAAAAAUUUGAAAAAUGAACAACUAAAUAAUUUAAGAGAAAAUAACAAAAAUAAUAAUUUAGAAUAUCAAUCAAUAAACGAAAAUGACAAAGUAAAACAUUCUUUAAAUCAUAUAUCUAACAAAGAAUCAGAAUUAAAACAAUAUGAAUCUUCUCAAGAACUAAAUAACAGUAAUAAUAAGAAAUAUAAAAUUUCAAAGAUAAAUGCUUCUGAAGUAAGUAAGAAGCAUAAUUUGUCUAUUAAGGAGAUUGGUCAAACAAAUUUUAAUGUAAAAAAAAAGAAAUCAUCACAAGAUAAUUCUAAUCAAAAUAGUGUUAAGUGUUCUUUAAGCAAUGAAUCCAAUUAUAUUAAACAAGAAAAAUACGAGAAUUAUUUAUUUUCUAGAAAUGAUAUUUUAAGUAAUAAUCUUCAAGAUGAAAAUGAUUUAGAAAAAAAAAAUAAAUCAGUUAAUAUGUGUAGCAAUAAUAUUACAUAUAAAAAUAAUAAUAAAAAUAAUUAUAAUAAUGAUAAUAAAGAUAGUAGUAGUAGUAGUAAUAAUAAUAAUAAUAAUAAUAAUAAUAAUAAUAAUAAUAAUAAUAAUAAUAAUAAUAAUAAUAAAAAUGAUGAUAACAAAAUGAAUAGUAACAAUAAAAAUGAUUUGGACAAAAAUAAUUCCAUUAUAAUUAGUGAUAAUGAAUUUAACAAUUCAAUAAGAGAUGAAAAGGGAAAGCUUACAGAAAAUAAAAAAGUUUCAUGUGAAUUAAAACAUUUUGAUUUCUCCUAUGACAAUGUAAUUUUGAAUAAUUAUGUAAAGAACUCAGAAACUAAAUCAAGAAGUAAUUCAUUUGAAAAUAAUAUAAAUCAAAUGGAAAUAAAUUUACAUGAAUCGUCAAAUAAAAUAAAUUCUUUAGAAAACCGUUUAGAUAAUUUAAAGAAUACAGAAAAAAAAAUUUAUAACUCAACAAAAGAUAAUAACUUAAAUAAUGUAGAAGAAGACAUUACUUCAAAUGAUGAAAUAAAAAACAUAAAAAAAAAAGAUAACAAUAUUAAUAAUAAUAGAGAAGGACUUUCAUCAAAUUGCACGAAUUUAAAUAAUUUUAAUAAUCAAAAUAGUGAAAAUAAAGAUAGUUCUUUUAACUCAGAAAAUGAUAUUGAUAAUUUAAGAUUGCAAAUAAAAAAAGAAUUAUAUAAUAAAUUAAGUAUUGCUUUAGAUGUUAAUAUGUGUUUUAAUAUAGAUGAAAAAUAUUACAUGAAAUUUUUAAGAAAUAAAAAAUUUAAAAAAUAUAUUUUGAAUGCCUCUAAAUUUUUAAUAAUACUCGGAAAAUAUUUACAUUUGUCAUCUUGUACAAUAUCAAUUGCUUUAUAUUACAUGCAUAAAUAUUACCAAAAACAUUUAAGGAGAAAAAAAAAUUCAAUAAUUUAUCUAAUUGCAGGUGCUUGCAUAUUUUUAGCUUGGAAAUUACGAGAAGAUUUUGAAGAUAUUAAAAAAUCCAAAAAAUUAUAUGAUAUACCUAAAGUUAUAUUUAAAUUAUUAAAUUAUUUUUAUAAAAAAAAAAAAUUGAAAAAAAAAAUCAAUCAAAUAGAAAUAGAUUUAAUAAAAUAUUAUAAAACAAAUAACAAAAUUUUCAAAGAAGAAUCUUUUAAUUCUUAUAUGUAUAAUGUAAAAAAAGAAGAAUUUUGUGAAAACAUUCAAGAAGAGGAAAAAGAAAAGGAAAAAGAAAAGGAAAAGGAAAAAGAAAAGGAAAAAGAAAAGGAAAAGGAAAAGGAAAAGGAAAAGGAAAAAGAAAAAGAUAAACAAAAAAAUAAACAGAAAUAUCAACGAAAUGAAAGACAAAAUGAAAAAGAAAAAAAAAAUCAAAAGGUUUCAGAGAAGGAUGAUAAAAGAAAAGAAAGUGAAGAUAAUUUAAAAAAUAAUGACAUAGAAGAUGAUAAAAAAAAAAAAAGUUUAUAUUAUGAUUUAAUGGAAAUAAAUAAUAUAAUAAAAAGUGGAUAUAUAUCAGAUAUAAAUGAUAUAAAUCAUGUUAGUGAUUUUUUCAGCUCCUAUUUAUCUGAAUGUAACAGUAAAGAUAUUUCUGAAUAUGAAAUUUUAAGUGAUAGAAGAAAAGAUGUGGAAUUAUUAAAAAAGGAAGAAAAAAAAAAAGUAAAUGAAAAAGAAACAAAAUUAGAAAGAAAUGAUGAAGAAAAAGAAUUAAAAAAAAAUGAAAAAGAGAAAGAAGUUGAAAAUGAAAAAAAAAAAGAAAUUGAAAUUGAAUAUGAAUAUGAAAAUGAAAAUAAAAAUGAAAAUGAGAAAGUAAAAGAAAUAAAAAAAGAAAAAGAAAUUGAAAAUUAUAUAAAAAACAAAAAAAAAUACAUAAAAAAAUUUAAAAAAUUAUGUAAAAAACAAAAAAAAAAUAUUUAUAUUUCUUCUUCUAAAUGGGUAUUAAAAAAUAGAGGACAGAAAUUACAAAUGAUGCAAAAAAUUAUGAUAUAUUACGAAGGAGAAAUAUUAAAAAGUUUUAAUUAUUUUAUAAAACCAAAAAUACUUUCUUUUGAAUUAUUGCCGUCUUUUGUAAAAAGAUUCGUACUUAUAAUGAAAAACUAUAUAGAAGAUAAGCAAGUUCCAUAUCUUGAGAAGUUAUGUUUCUUGAUUAUUUUAGAUUUUUACAAAACUCCACUCUGUUUAAUAUUUACACCUAAGGAAAUUUUAGUUACCUGUCUCCUAAAAGCAUUUAUUUCUGUUAAAUUAAUUUAUAGACAAGUAGAUUUUAAGUCUUUAUGUUUUGAAGAUUUUGAAAAAAAAAUAAAUUCUUUCAUUCAAUCAAUAAGUUGCGAAGAUCCUAUAAAUAUAUAUAGAAUAAAAAUAGCUUUAAGAGAAAUGAGGCAGAUGUAUCAUUAA
Molecule: messenger RNA, 3147 nt
Organism: Plasmodium relictum
Lineage: Eukaryota; Apicomplexa; Aconoidasida; Haemosporida; Plasmodiidae
Product: conserved Plasmodium protein, unknown function
Exons: 3
Coding region: 1-3147 (1048 amino acids)
Biological process (GO): vesicle-mediated transport
Cellular component (GO): cytosol; endocytic vesicle
Molecular function (GO): small GTPase binding; guanyl-nucleotide exchange factor activity
Source: RefSeq, a predicted model, not a curated record